Messenger RNA from Arabidopsis lyrata subsp. lyrata, 1540 nucleotides. Its product is annotated as F-box/kelch-repeat protein At3g17530. Gene Ontology annotation, molecular function: protein binding. The record is from RefSeq and is a predicted model, not a curated record. NCBI's taxonomy places the organism in Eukaryota, Viridiplantae, Streptophyta, Magnoliopsida, Brassicales, Brassicaceae.
GAUUUUGGAUUCGUGUUAAGUGGUUCUUGACACGUGUUACACAAACAACGAGGCAACGACUGCUUUUUGCGGAAAACCGACUCGCAAAAAAAAAAAAGGGUUCAAAUCAAAGACAUCUGUGAAGCUAAUGGGCUUGUAUACAAAAUCCAGUGGGCUUUUUAUAAACAAAAUUAGUGAGCUUUCAAUGAAUGGUAAGGGCUAAUUUUUGUAUAUACACUCUUCUACGCUAUCUUCCUCCAGCUAUCAUAUCAAAAACAAUAAGAAAGCAAAUGAUGAUUUCCGAUCUUCCACACGAUUUGGAAUCGGAAAUACUUUAUAGGGUUCCGGCGAAGUCUCUAGCAAAAUGGAAGACUACUUGCAAACGAUGGUACGCUUUAUUCAGAGAUCCGAGAUUCGUCAAGAAGAACUUUGGUAAAGCAGCAACAAGGGAAAUGAUCGUACUGAUGAAUUUGAGGCUUUAUUCAAACAGCGUCAAUCUCCAAGGGAUUAACCACAGAGUUGAUCCAGCUAUGGAGGUUACAGGUAAACUCAUCAAGCUAAAUGAUUCAGAAGCUGUUGACAUUUCUAAUAUCUUUUACUGCGACGGUUUGAUAUUAUGCACUACGGAGAGAAACACUAGACUUGUGGUUUGGAAUCCCUGUACCUGUGAAACUAGAUGUAUCAACCCCAGAAAAUGUUACCAGAAUAAUGAUAGGUAUGCUCUUGGAUACGGAAGCAGCACAUCUUGCCAUAGCUACAAAAUCUUGAGGUCGUGCAUUUAUUACAACGACCAAAACCUCAUGGAUGCUGAGUUUGAGAUCUAUGACUUUAGCACUAAUUCUUGGAGAGAUCUUGGUUACAUCACUCGUGACUUGGUCGUAUUUUCCAGUGGCAUGUCUUUGAAAGGAAAUGCUUACUGAGUUUCUGGAAAUAAAGAUAAUGGCUUUUUCUUGCAGUAUUUUGAUUUCAAGACAGAGAGAUUUGGGCGUCUCCCUCUUCCAUACCAGAGUUUUAAUGCUGAAGAUACCGCCGCUCUAUCAGUCGUUGGGGACGAAAAGCUUGUGGUGUUACACCAGAGUAUUCUUGCAUUUUCAGAUGAGAUGAGGAUUUGGGUCACAAAUAAGAUUGAUGAGGCCAAAGACUUGUCGUGGGGGAGCGACUUCCUCUGAACAGUGGAUUAUGGUAAAUUUAAUUUACCAUUUCUGGUGAAUGUGACAAGCUUCUUGUUGGAAGAGGAGAAUGAAGUGGCAGUGUGUUCUGACGUAGACAUGAAAGAUGGACGUAGGAGCAGAAUCUACAUUGUUGGAAAGGAUAUAUAUAUAUAUAAAGAAGUUUAUAAAGAAAGUACAAAGGGAUCAGAUAUCAAUUGGCCACUUCUCCUCAGUUAUGUUCCAAGCUUGGUUAACAUUCAGAAAAAUAUAUCCAAAAAGGCAGAAGAAAAUGAAAUCAAAAGGAUGUUAGUGGAAUGAAUUUCCUAGUUUCUUUCUUUCUUUCGUUUUUUGUUUUUUGUUUUACCCAAAAAGGCAGAAGAAAAUGAAAUCAAAGGAGGUUAGUCGAAUGA